AUGCGCUACGAAGACUGGGAUGUGCUGCUCUUCCCCAUGGACUCCAAGGUCCCUAUCAAGGAGUUCAAGACGAGCUGCCAUGUUGUCCAUGACACUGAGUUCGCCUACACUCAUGGAUCCUUCGGCUUGCCGACCAUGACUUGCUUCAUGCCCGGCCUCUCUCCCGGCACCCCGUUCAACAUCUCGCUCCACUGUUGGAAGACUCCCGACAUCAGCCAGUUCACACGAAACUACAGCAAGCACCCCGAGCUGGUCAAGUUCGAAACAAGGGUCUUGGUCGAUGGCCGCUUGGUUGCCUCCUCGUCGUUCAAUCGCGGUGGGCCAUGGCCCCAAUUGAUCAAUCAUAGCUUCGAGUUCACCAAGAACGGAGAUCUCGAGAUUCUCAAGUUUCCUACGUUUCGUAGUGAACUCCUCCGACAGAGCUACUGGAGCCCAGCCGAUGAGGUCGGGCGAAUCAAGAUUGUCAUCAGCGAGGGUUUCCCACGGGACUCUCUGACUGUUCCAAUCGAGCGAGUGAAGAAUAUCAUUGCGUUCUCAUUCCAGCAUGCUCCUAUCGACAUUCUGGAGACUUCUGGGAUUGCUUGGCCGAAUCCCGCUAUGUGGCGCCGCGGACCUUUCAAUCCUACCAUGCCCGUACCGACACAGCCUCACGAAGAUGGCCCUGAUGCACACCUUCACUCUCCACGCCGUCGAGCGAGUCUGAUGAAGGCGGCAUCGACCUCUUCGGGAUUUGGAUCAGGCAGUCUGGGGAUGUCGCAAACCAACACAAACAGUUUCCUCGGAUCCAUGCCCAACACCCAGGCCGUACUUCAACGGGGAGGAAAUGCUUCCAGCUCCGGAUAUACGGACCCUUUCGGUCAACAGAAGUCCGAUACUACUGCUUAUCUUGACUGGACAAACAACUUUGGGCCCGUCGGAUAUACCCAGGCCGGUGAGGCGAGCAAGUCAGGCUUCAACACUGCGUCCGGUCGGAAGACCACUGAACACAGGAAGAUAUCGAGCUCGGACGCCAGUAUGCUGGAGUACAAUUUUGGCACCUCGAGCAAUGCCCACCGUAUAGCAGAUCUUCAGUCGAUGAACUUCUCUGGGGCCCUCGAGGAUCCUGACAUCAGCACUCUUGCCCCGAAAGCCCCAGCCAAUACUCCGACGGCCAUGGUGGAAUCCAGCUUUAUUGAUGAACUCGGGAUCGACGUGAACAGGAUUGGCACAUCUGGAAACACUCCACCAUCGGACGAUUUCUUCAACUCGAACACCAACUUCUCAUCGGAGCUGGCCACCUCGUUGACUCAUUCGCUGCUGAACCAGCCCCAUCCUCUACCGGUUCAAGCAUCAAACAUGUCCCUUCCUGCGACCGACGUCAAGUCCCGGAAGGAGAACCGCCUGAACCAAGAUGCUUUCGGUGAAAGUACAUCGGGUCUCGAACACAUCGACAUGCGCAAGGUAUCACAAUCGGCCUUCAGCAAUGUGGGUAAAGAUAGUCGGGACACAAGCACGACUAACUCCCCACCCAGCCAAAGGACCUUCUCGGGGGUAUUCUCCCACCGAUCUAUAUCUGGAGGUGAGUUUGGGCACGACUUGACUAAUGUCGUCAACUCUUUCACGCGUCCCAGUGGUGACCCGGCUGUGAGCGGCAACUUGAACACGGACAAGUUUAGCAAACGUACUCGCCAUUUCACGCCUGCUAGUGCAAAGGCGAUCGACGAUGAGGACGAACCUCGGCGUAGCAGCCCGAGAGUUCGCAUCCCGGAACUCGAGGAUCAAAUGCCGCAGACCGAUUAA
Anthostomella pinea is the source of this 1779-nucleotide messenger RNA. The record is from the annotation of a GenBank genome assembly. Lineage: Eukaryota; Fungi; Ascomycota; Sordariomycetes; Xylariales; Xylariaceae.